AUGCAAAAUAUAAAAAAUAUAUACCUUAUUUUAUUUAGAAAGAAUUUGGACUUUUCGUGGCCAACCUACUCGAACAUAAACCACAUCAUCGCACAAGUGCUGUGUGCCCUCACCUGUCCCAUCCGAUUCCCCGGCAACCAGGGCAUGACCCUAAACGAUCUGCAAACCAAUCUGGUGCCCUAUCCCCGCAUCCACUUCCCCGUGGUCAGUUAUGCACCCCUAAUCACGCCAGAGAAGGCCUACCACGAGGAGCUCUCGACAGCCAAGAUCACUGCGGCUGCCUUCCAGAAAAAUAAUCAGCUGGUUGACGUCGACCUGCGAGCCGGCCGCCUCUCGCUGCAGCCGCCCAGGGUGUUGCCCAGGGGCGAUUUGACCAAACUGCAGAGAGCUGUCUGUGUGGCAUCCAACACCACGGCGAUCCGAACUGCCUGGAAGAAACUCAAUGCCAAUUUUGAUCUCCUCUUCGCUAAGCGGGCCUUUGUACACUGGUACCUCGACGAGAGACUCGAUUAUGAUGAAUUUGUAGACGCGAGGGAGAAUUUAGCUGCGCUGGUAGAGGACUAUGAGGAAGUGCAUAAUGAUACGUCGGAAGACGCUGUGGAGACCGUUUACCUGUAA
Dibothriocephalus latus is the source of this 618-nucleotide messenger RNA. The record is from the annotation of a GenBank genome assembly. Lineage: Eukaryota; Metazoa; Platyhelminthes; Cestoda; Diphyllobothriidea; Diphyllobothriidae.